Molecule: messenger RNA, 2381 nt
Organism: Trematomus bernacchii (emerald rockcod)
Lineage: Eukaryota; Metazoa; Chordata; Actinopteri; Perciformes; Nototheniidae
Product: recombining binding protein suppressor of hairless-like
Exons: 11
Coding region: 169-1653 (494 amino acids)
Biological process (GO): Notch signaling pathway; regulation of transcription by RNA polymerase II
Cellular component (GO): MAML1-RBP-Jkappa- ICN1 complex; nucleus
Molecular function (GO): RNA polymerase II cis-regulatory region sequence-specific DNA binding; DNA-binding transcription activator activity, RNA polymerase II-specific
Source: RefSeq, a predicted model, not a curated record
CCCCCUCUUCUCACCCCUUUGCCCCGUCACACCUCCCCCUCUUUCUCUCCUGCUUCUCCUUCCAGUCUGGUUCUCCUGUUGUGCCGUUGGCUUUGGUGAGGGAGCUGGGGGAGGGAUCUCGCGAUUGUUGGACUUUUUUUUUUCCGGGGGGGAGAGUUAUUUUGGAAGAUGGCGCCCGUUGUUACGGGGAAGUUUGGUGAGCGACCUCAGCGUUUGACAAGGGAGGCUAUGAGGAAUUACUUGAAGGACAAAAAUGAUCAAACUGUGAUCAUACUACAUGCAAAAGUUGCACAAAAGUCCUACGGCAAUGAAAAAAGGUUUUUCUGCCCUCCACCAUGUGUGUACCUGAUGGGCAGUGGCUGGAAGAAAAAGUUGGAGAAUAUGGAGAAGGAGGGGUGCACGGAGCAGGAGGCCCAGCCAUGUGCAUUCAUCGGGAUAGGCAACAGCGAGCAGGAGAUGCAGCAACUCAAUCUGGAGGGAAAGCACUUCUGCACAGCUAAGACUCUGUACAUCAGUGACUCGGACAAAAGAAAACACUUCAUGCUGUCUGUGAAGAUGUUGUACGGGAACAGCGACAACAUAGGAGUCUUCCUCAGCAAGAGGAUCAAGGUCAUCUCCAAGCCCUCCAAGAAGAAACAGUCCUUGAAAAAUGCAGAUUUGUGUAUAGCUUCAGGGACUAAGGUGGCGUUGUUUAACCGCCUGCGUUCCCAGACAGUCAGUACCAGGUAUCUUCAUGUGGAGGGGGGGAACUUUCUCGCCAGCUCCCAACAGUGGGGAGCCUUCUACAUCCACCUCUUGGACGAGGAGGAGUCUGAGGGAGAGGAGUUUGCUGUGAGAGACGGCUAUAUUCACUAUGGCCAGACAGUCAAACUGGUCUGUUCUGUUACUGGCAUGGCCCUGCCGAGACUGGUCAUUCGUAAAGUAGACAAGCAGACUGCAUUAAUGGACGCAGAUGACCCGGUGUCCCAGCUUCACAAGUGUGCCUUCUACCUGAAAGAUACAGACAAAAUGUAUCUCUGUCUCUCGCAGGAGAGGAUCAUCCAGUUUCAGGCCACACAGUGCUCCAAAGAGACGAACAAGGAGAAUGUAAACGAUGGGGCUUCCUGGACUAUCAUUAGCACUGACAAGGCAGAGUACACCUUUUACGAGGGAAUGGGACCGGUCCCAACACCGGUCACACCUGUCCCUGUGGUGGAGACUUUGCAGUUAAACGGGGGAGGAGAUGUGGCGAUGUUGGAGCUGACCGGACAGAACUUCACCCCCAAGCUCAGAGUGUGGUUUGGAGAUGUGGAGGCUGACACCAUGUAUAGAUGUGGAGAGAGCGUCCUGUGUGUGGUGCCGGACAUUUCUGCCUUCAGGGAGGGCUGGCGCUGGGUGAGACAGCCGGUACAAGUCCCUGUCACACUAGUCCGCAACGAUGGAGUUAUCUACUCCACCGCCCUCACCUUCACCUACACCCCUGAGCCUGGGCCCAGACCCCACUGCGGUGCUGCUGGGGCCAUUCUGCGGACACAUAGCACCUCUUCAUCAUCACCGGCAUCUUCAUCUUCCCCUUCAUCCUCGUUGGGGGGGCUCGGGGACGGCCAUGGGGCUUACAACGGUAGUGACUCAGGCAUGUCGUCAGGGGCGUCCACCAUGUCGCUACUGUCAUAGUCAAUCUGUCUGUGCUUUGAACGGCUGAGAGAGAACAUGUGUGCAUAUGCUUUUGAGCCAGAAAAGCUCAUGGACCUGUGAAGAAAUGCACACAGACUCACAAACUCUUCAUCAGAGAGCAACUGUGAUCAUUGGGAAUGCUAAAGAAAAGUUGGAGAAAAAAAGCAAGGACAAAGAGAAUACUGAAUUCUCUCUUUAGCUCCCUCUACUGGUUUGUUUUGGACAUUUCAAAAGCUACACUUAAAGGACCUCGAUAUUCAAGAUGUUCAGCUAAGAGAAGGAAAAUGCCCCAUGUAACGCUCACAACAACCGGAUUUGUACAAGAAACAAUAAUUUAGUUUUUUUAUACGCCUGUGGGAAGCUAUUUCAGCUGUGCUCUCUUUCUACUGAGAUCACGUUUUUGCUGAACAGGUCUUGUUGAUUCAUCUGCUGUGUGCAAGGGAAACAUUUGUUGUAAGAGUAACAUAGUUUUUACGGACCAAGGAAUAUUAUAUUAUUUUAUUCAUAUUAUAUUUUAUAAGCUUUUGCCGAGGUACAUUUGACUUUUUUUAUUUUAUGAUACUGCAUAGUAAGUUCACUUUUGUUACCAAAUAGAUUUUUUUUCAUGUUGACUCCUUUUUGAGUUUUGUCUAAAUCUUUAGGUCAUUAAAGGUGGGGUAGGUAAGUUUGAGAAACCGGCUCGAGAUACACUUUUUGUUAUAUUCCAUGGAAUGCUCUUAACAUCCCGA